ACAAAAUACUCACACCAAAAUUUUCAUAAUUUCUUUUCUUCUUAAUUGUACUCAAUUAAUUUUAUGUUUUCUUGUUUAUUUGUGCACAAUUUUGUAAUUCUAAGCUCUAAUCGAUUAAGUUAUAAGUUUUGCAAUGUCUUCAUCACCACCUCCAUCUGAAAAAAAGCACUCUCCGCUAUCGAAAAGCACUUCCAAUGAACGAACUACAUCUACAUCGCUUUCUUCUACCCUAAUCGAUGAUCCAGCCUCGCAAGUAGACGCUCGUUAUGAAUGUCCAAUUUGUAUUCACUGGCUCAAUGAACCGGUCCUAACAACGUGUGGCCACAGAUUCUGCAAAUCCUGCAUCCACUCGUGGCUACAAAACGAAAACCAAUGCUGUCCCCUUGAUAAUAAACACCUAUCCACUGAGCAUGAUGUUUUCCCAGACAACUUUACCCGCCGAGAGAUCGAUCAGAUUAAAUGGAAAUGUCCGAAUAGUCCUCUCGGUUGUGAGUGGAUUUCUUCACCUCUUGAAGUGGACAAACAUCUGCUUGAGUGCUCCUAUCAGCUGCCCUCGCCGGUCGAAAAGAGAUGUCCCUUCAUUUCUGUCAAUUGUCAAUUUCUUGCUUCCGAUGAUGGAAUCGAUGUGUCGGAGCAUAUUCGCCGAGACAUGGAACAUCAUAUGAAUCUUCUUCUGGAAGCAAUGCAAAAGCAUUCCCUGGCCCAGUGGAAUCCACCGCAAAAAACUUUCAACAAUGGACACUUGGCCUCUGCCUUGCCACCGCCGCCAGCACAGUACGCAAACGAAGCCGAUGAAAACCUCAUCACUGCUAUGUACCAGAGGAUUGUGGUUCUAGAACAACGAUGCCGUGAGCAGGACGUUAAGAUUGAAAAUCUCACCAAGCAAGUAGUGGCUCGAGAAAAAUGCGACAACUCUGUCGAUCCACGACACAGCAACGGAGUUAUUGUCUGGCAAAUCUCUAACUUCACUUCCCUGGUGGAACAAAUGCAAGCGAAUCCAAACAUGCGAUUCUAUAGCGGCGAAUGCUUCACAUCGCCACACGGCUACAAAUUCUGUGCUCGCAUAAAUGCCCACCGCAGGGAACAUCUCAGCUUGCACGUCCAUCUAAUGCAUUCCGAGAAUGAUUAUCAUCUUGAUUGGCCAUUUAAUGGACGUCUUAAAUUCUGCAUGGUCCAUCCGAAGAACCAAAAAGAGUCGCAACACGACACGAUUAUGUCGAAGUCCGACUUCCUGGCAUUCCAUCAGCCAAAGGAGCGUAUCAGCCCUCGGGGCUUUGGAUUUCUGGAGUACGCUCAUAUCACAGAAAUAUUCCGCAAGGGAUUCAUUGAAAAUGAUAGACUGGUCAUUAAGAUACAAAUAAAUAUUGUUUAAGGAACUUAAAUGCAUCGAGCGAAGCAUUAAGCCAAAUUUUCUAAGCAGGUAUUUUUUUUUUUGAAAAUGAAAUAUUUAUUGUAUUUGUUUAUAAAUUGUUUUUUAAUCUUUUUGAGAAUUUAAUGAAAAAUAUGUCCUUAUUUUGUAUACAUCCAAAACUUGAUGUGUGGCAAUAGAAGAGAGUUGUUCGAGGAAGGUGCACAUAUUUUUACACUUUUAAAUUAAAAAUAGAAAAAUUACUGGCAUGCAUUUAAAUGUGUUAAAAACCCCCCUUCACAGUCAAAAUUGUAUUUAAACGCGUAAAUAGCACGUUUUUAAUUCUAGUGUCUGCUCAGAAAAGAGUUAAAUUUGUGAAACUGAAAGGUUUUAUGAAAGGCAUACACUGAAACGAUUGAGUCAUACCAAAACAAUGUAAACGGCUUUAAUAAAGCUUGCGACCACCUUGAAGAGAUGACGCAUCAAAAGAAAACAGCAGCGAUACAAAUUUUAGAAUAGGAACUUCAUCAUCGACGGCGUUAAGUUUUCGUGAAAGUGGAAGUUAUUUGUCGAUAGCUUCAUAUUAGGCGAACUAACUAAGGACAGUACUAGACAUUUUUAAACAAUCAUCUAUUAUUAAAAGACUGGUAUACAAUAUAAACAAAUUUUAAAAUGUUUCUUAAACAGGCAUUAUAGUAUAUUUACUAAAAUUAAAUACAGUUUUCAAAAAGCAUACAAUUAAGUUCAAAAGGUUUUGUAAAACCAAAAUAGCUGGCGAUGUAAAUAAGGGUCAUUGAUUUUCGGUACUAGUUUGAUGAUUUUUAUAGGAAAACCUUGGUUUUUAAUGACUGCCUUACAUAGCCUAGGCAUUAAAGCAAUUAGGUCCUGACAUUUAUUCGGUCUUAUAUUUUCCCAAGCUGCUUUAGCAUCAUCAUCAUCGUGUCGACAACCGGGAUCUGGUCCUAACCUUUUACAACAAGUCUCCCUAAUUCCAAUCGCUAGCUGGCGUCAUUCAAUUGGGCACCUUAAAGCUUCGGGGAUCCUGGUAUAAUAAGCAUUGUCUGUUGCGUUGUCGCCUACCAUAAAAUUUACUACAAAUAACUUUCCGAGCUGGUUCAUCUUCUCUCAAAGGAGCUAGGUGUCCAGUCCACAGGAGUCUACCGAGCUUAUUUUUUUAUCACAAUAUUAGCUUCGUGAUAAAUUACAUAUAUACAGUUCUUGAUUGUAGCUUUUCCGGAAUCGUCCUUCCUCACAUAAAGGACCAACAAUUCUCCGCAAGACCGUUUUCUCCAACGC
This is a messenger RNA of Eupeodes corollae, 2644 nucleotides long. It is a transcript of the gene Traf6, whose product is annotated as TNF receptor-associated factor 6. Gene Ontology annotation, cellular component: plasma membrane signaling receptor complex. Gene Ontology annotation, molecular function: protein binding; metal ion binding. NCBI's taxonomy places the organism in Eukaryota, Metazoa, Arthropoda, Insecta, Diptera, Syrphidae. The transcript has a single exon. The record is from RefSeq and is a predicted model, not a curated record. The coding region runs from base 134 to 1372 and encodes 412 amino acids. Gene Ontology annotation, biological process: regulation of canonical NF-kappaB signal transduction; tumor necrosis factor-mediated signaling pathway; protein K63-linked ubiquitination.